Haliotis rubra (blacklip abalone) is the source of this 564-nucleotide messenger RNA. RefSeq lists its product as uncharacterized. NCBI's taxonomy places the organism in Eukaryota, Metazoa, Mollusca, Gastropoda, Lepetellida, Haliotidae. The record is from RefSeq and is a predicted model, not a curated record. Bases 98 to 457 code for a protein of 119 amino acids. The transcript is spliced from 3 exons.
AAUGCAAUGGCGGAUUUGUUGAUUUCUGAACAAAAAUAAUCUUAUAAACACAGUUGCAUUUGUGUUAAUACAUCUGUUGGAAUUAUACGAGAAAACGAUGGAUGAUUUCUUUGAGGAAGAAUUUGCCGAUGAACUGGAGGCACUCGAAGAUCACAACGAGGAUCCAGGGGACCCAUAUGCUCCAAAGUCCAAGAAGACUCUCCAGUUCACAACACCCAAGCCGAAGAGCAAGCACCCAGGUGGCUGUUUGGUCAGCCCUACUCCUCUCACGCCGCUGGAAAGCCCGUUGUCGUCUAGGAACGGACACGUCAAAGAGAAAAGGCAAAGAGAUGACAGCUUCACCGGUCUGUCAGAUAGUGAAGAGGACACUUGUGAUACUCUCCCCAAACUAGGUCAGAGAGCCAAGCGGCCACGCACAGAGCCUGGCAGAACCCCGCAGCCCCACGCCCCCUCCUGAGAUGGACCAUAUUAAACAGAAGCGACCACAAGAAGCGGCACGGACAGGCAGCCAUGCACACAGGAAUAUUGCCGAUAUCGACAUUGACGACUUCGGAACUGAUGCCA